UGUUUUAAAGGAUUUGUGCUAACUGACGCGUGUGAAAAGAAAUAAAUAGUGAAAACAUAUGUGUUAAUGUUACUGACAAGAUCUAUAAGUGAACCUAAAGUGAACGUGCAAUAUUUGAGUCAAGAUUUUAAUGUAUUCCGUGGCGUUUGGUGAUGCUUAUUCUUAUUACGUGUUGUGUUUUAUCACAACAAUUUGAAAAAGUCCAGGUCGCGUCCAGGGAAACAUUGAACCGAUGAUUACGCAGUGAAGUGCAAAAAGUGAACCUCUUAAUUAGGGAGGACGAAGACGAUUUGUAGGAUAUGUGGACAACGGACGACUUCAUGAACCAAAAGAAUUUGCCAGAAGCAAAUCGAGAUGCUAAUCUUCAAUAAAUUCAGAGGAAAUUUGCUAUUUUUGAUGCAGAGGAAGCCAGGAUUUGUCAUCUCUGGCUGGGCCAUAUGAAGGCCCCAUUUGGGUUUUACUUCUGGGCCUCCUGGGCUUGGUGGGCGCCUUUGCAAAUGGAGCCGUCCUUCUCGUUUUCGCCAGGACGGCUGCUCUCCGCAACCGAUCAAACAGGCUGGUUAUGAAUCUGCUGUCCAUCAACCUGGUGUCAAGCUUUCUGCUGCCAACGUUAGGCGCCCUUGACCUUCUGCGGCCGAGCGCACUUUCAGGGGCCAUUGGUGAAAGUUCGGCGGCCGGCGUGCUGGCCAGCUCGGCCAUCGGCGUUCUGUGCGUGGCCGCUGACCAGUACCGGGCGGUGCUGCGACCUCUGACCUACCACGGCACCAGACCCGUGCACGCCGCCCUCGCCUCCUGGUUCGCUGGCGUCGUUGCGGCUUCUGGAGCUUUGCCAGGUUUAAAUGAGGAAACGUCGCUAUGGAAACUGGAAGGCCUUUCUCUUCCUCCCACCCUCUUCCGCCGAUAUUUCACUCUGGCCUUUGUCAGCCUCUUCUUCAUCAUCCCUGUCCUCACCCUGAUGUGGCUCUAUGGCUGCAUCUAUGCCGAAGCGCACCGCAACAGUAAAAGGGCGAGACGCCAUGGCGAACCCUCAUCCCCCAUCUCACCACCCCUGCUACCGCAGAGCUCCUCAAAACCAAGACUUGUCAGCUCUCUCAAGCACCGCAUUUCGAACGCUAGCUUAUUCAGAUAUCGAGAAGAGGCUCGAGCAGCGCGCAUUUCCUUCCUUGUUGUGUUCACCUGCGUGGUGUGCUGGGCGCCGUACUGCGCCCUGCUUCUGCUGAGGACCCAGCUGGGCCUGUCCAUCCCACCGCCAGUCCUGGCCGCCUCUCUAGCGCUGCUGACGUGCACCUCGCUCGUCUCGCCCGCCCUCUUUGCCUUCAGGAGUCGCCGUCUCCAACGAGAAGUGGCUCGUCUCCUGUUGUGCCGAGGGCGGCAGAGUUACGGCGGCUGGAGGCGGGAAAUCGCCUCCUCCCUCGCCCCCAGCUGCAAGGUCGGGGACGUCGAGAGUCCACCGGACACUUCGAGGAGCUCUUUUUCCAGCGGCACCAGCACUCAGGGCACCAGCGAGCUGGAAUGACUGAGGCGGUGGCUUUGCCACUUGCUUUGCAGAAAAGAGCGGGGCUCUAGAAAUCAGCACAAAAAAGAACGCCAAUCGCCACCAGCAGAAAUUUGUGAAGGACCGAGUGGAUUUGCCUUGAAAGAGAUGGAAACGAACUGUGCAAAAUAUGAAUUUGUAUCAAAAGUGUGAAAUUUUCCUCCGUUGUAAGAAGAAAAAAGAGUGUGUUUUUUAUAUCUGCUGGUAAAUUUUGAGAUUUAAUCUAGAUGCUUUUAAUCUGACACUGUAGGAGCCCUGCUUAUGUAAAUUUUACUACAUAAUAUCUUAAGUGUGCAUUUUACAUUCAGCGUGACCGCUAAUGACUAUUGUAAACUCUUUUGAAUGAACCACAGUGGUUCUCUGAUCUAGUCUAUGUAUUACUUACAAAGAGUAUUUGCACUGUUCAGUCAGAGAGUAGACUCUCACAAUUUUAAUAUAAACAGUUACUUUUCACAAAUGUGUUACAAAGCUACACACAAACGCAUGCAAAAUUGCUUAUUUUAAAACUGAAAAAAUCCUACUGAAAUUUCUAAACCGCACUGAACAAUGCCUUAUGUGUACAGAAGUUUUUCUCUCAACGUAGGAUGUAAUUUUUAAUUUAUUUUUGUACUCUCAAGUUCCUAUUGUAACAAACUACUACUAAACCUCGCCCUCUACUCACAAACCUGACAGUUUGUAUUCUCUGCAAGAGCAGCUUGCACUUUUGAGAGCAUUUUGAACAAACAUUAUUUCAAAAUCCCACUCGUGGGGCUUCCGAUGUGGUCCCCGAGCAACACAGAUUAUCAUUUAAUAACGCCGUUUAAUAUCAAAGAGAUAUUGAGAGGACAAAGCGCCUCUUUCACAUUGUUUGAUCCUCGAUUUUGAGGCUGCAUUAACACUUUUACCCGUAGUCAUUUGAUGUGUCAGUCAGAAGUGAAAAACACACACGCUUUCACUUCAUAGUUUUAACAACUGAUUAAUACCGCUUGUAAUUUUUGUAAAUAAUAAAACACCUGAAAAUCAUACUAAACUCACUGUCUUUUAUUUUAUU
This is a messenger RNA of Neocloeon triangulifer, 2564 nucleotides long. RefSeq names its product 5-hydroxytryptamine receptor 7. The record is from RefSeq and is a predicted model, not a curated record. Gene Ontology annotation, biological process: G protein-coupled receptor signaling pathway. The transcript has 6 exons. Lineage: Eukaryota; Metazoa; Arthropoda; Insecta; Ephemeroptera; Baetidae. The coding region runs from base 563 to 1516 and encodes 317 amino acids. Gene Ontology annotation, molecular function: G protein-coupled receptor activity. Gene Ontology annotation, cellular component: membrane.